UAUCCGAGCUCAUGUGGUAUACUUUAUCAAAUUAGUUAAUUUUCUAACAUAAAUGAGUGAAAUUAAGGUUAUCAAAGAAAAUAAUAAUAUGGUGAUUGCUUCGAAUAUUCAUUCAAAUAGCAGGUAGCACAAUAAAAAUGACUCCAAAACGAAAAGCAACUAGUUCAGAGUCAACAUCUUCAUCAAGUUCUGGAUCUUCUUCAAGUAGUUCUUCUAGUUCAGGCAGCGAAUCAAGUUCUUCUGACUCUGAAAACUCUAGUAGUUCAGCACCAAGUCAAAAGGCAUCUGAUUCUGAUAGAGUUAAAAAGAAAGUACCAUUAUCUGCAGCUCGACAUGUCAAAUCUAAAUCAGAAACCAAUCCACCAACAGUGGAAGUUAAGGGGAAGGAGAAAACGAUUCCUAAAACUAGACAUGUUUAUUCAUCUGAAUCAGAAGAAUCUCCACUCAAAGGAAAACCUUCACCAGCUAAAAGAAAACCACCUGCAAAACCAAAAGCUACUGCUACAGUUGCUCCAGUUGUAAAGCAACAAAAACCAAUAAGUAAACCAAAUGUAUCUGGUGUACAGCAAAAAAAUGCAUCACCAAGCAAGCCAGUCAAUAAACUCAACAAAUUUCCAGUGAGUAUGAUAUCUGCUAAAUCGACAGAAAAAAAUGUAAAAACAGGUGAACCACCUCAAAAGAAACUCAAGAAAAAAAGUAUUUUUAGUCCUGAAAAUAGUAGUGAAAGUGAUAGUGGAGUGCCAAUUAAAUCAGCUACUUCAAAGUCAUCUACAAAUACAGUUACUCCUCAAAAAUCUCAAUCUCAACAAGCAAAAGCAAAACCAAAUGAACAAAAAUCUCGAUCAACAAUCACUAAUAGACCUAGUUUAAUAACAAGACAAUUAGCCAAAUCUGAUAGUUCAGCAAGUUCAAAGAGUUCUGCUGCAUCUGGCUCAGGAUCUUCUGCAUCAACAGACAGUAGCUCUGAUUCAGAUUCAUCAGAAAGUCAACCAAGCCCUGAACCAUCACCAAAGAAAAAAGAACCUCAACCAGUUUCAAGGCCUGCUCCAAUAUCUAAUACUACAAAUAAAAGAAGCGCUACAUCAGUUGCUACAGUAAAACCUCAAAAAAGUUUGAAAAAACAAAAUAUUCAGAUAAAAAGUGAGGAGGAAAGUGAAAAUGCAGACACUGACAAAGAUGUGGAAGAUAAUGUUGAAGAUAGCAAACCUGUAAUAAAAGGAAAACGAAAACUUCAAACACGCAAAGUAAACAGAACACAAUCACAAAUAAAAUCACUUGCAAGUGAUUCUGAAUCUGAAGUGGACAUUAAGCCAAACGUAACAAAGUCGCCCAGCAAAAGACCAGCAGGAAGUUUGUCAUCCAGACAAUUAGGACUGAAUAGGUCUACCAGUGGUGGUAUUCCUACAAAAGGUCACACGUCGAGUACUAGAACACGGACGAUAAAAGAGCGUGAAUGUCCUCUUGCUUCGGUCUGUGACUCUCGUGGUCAUCUGUCUGGAAAAUGCGAAGUUCAUUUUACGUUAGACGCUUGCCCAGUGUAUCAUAAUACGACUGCUCAGGGAUGCAUAGAUGUCUACAAAGAGAGAAAGAAGAAAGAUGAGGAACGAAAGCGAGUGUUAUCAGGCAUGGGUAAAAAGUCUCCUAAAGGUGGAUACCAAACGAUCGAACAACGAAAUUAUCAACAGAAAAUCAAAGACUUACGUGGCAAAUUCAAAACGCCAUUGUCAGAUGGUAACGAAUCUGACAGUAGAGGAGAGACCCAGGGUAUCGAUAAAACUCGACAACCUUCGCUUAUUGGUUUAACAUCCGAUUAUGAUCUCAAACUCUUCUUGGAGGCUCAAGCAGUAGCUAGUGAAAAAAUUGAAAAAGACUUAAAAGAACUAGGUUACGAUGGUGAAGGAAGGAAUGGUGGCAUUGGUACUCGUUGUAUAGAAAUGGGUAAAUGGGAAAUGGAAGUUUGGUAUCAAAGUCCAUAUCCCGAGGAGUACAGUCGAGCUCCAAAACUAUAUUUAUGCGAAUAUUGUCUAAGGUAUGCCAAGAGUCGGCAGGUUUUAAGGAGGCACAAGGACAAGUGUGUUUGGAGGCAUCCACCUGGUCAUGAAGUUUACAGAAAAGAAAAAAUAGGUGUCUGGGAGGUGGAUGGUCGGAGAUACAAACAAUACUGCCAAAAUCUUUGCCUUUUAGCGAAAUUCUUCUUAGAUCAUAAGACUCUCUAUUAUGACGUGGAACCAUUUCUAUUCUACGUCAUGACAAUCAAUGACUCCGAAGGUUGUCACACUGUAGGUUAUUUUAGCAAGGAAAAAAGUUCCAACAACAACUACAACGUCUCGUGUAUAUUGACUCUGCCGCCGUAUCAGCGGCAAGGUUACGGCCGGCUGCUCAUUGACUUCAGCUACCUACUAACGAGGGUGGAGAAUAAAAUAGGCUCGCCGGAAAAGCCGCUGUCGGAUCUCGGGCUCAUCUCUUAUCGUAGCUACUGGAAGGACGUGCUGCUGCAGUACCUGUGCAACUUCGGCGGCAAGGAGAUUUCCAUAAAGGACAUCAGCAAGGAGAUGGCCAUCGACUCGUCCGACAUCGUCAGCACGCUGCAAGCCUUAGGAAUGAUGAAGUACUGGAAGGGCAAGCAUAUCAUACUUAAGAAGCAGGACGUGAUCGACGACUACAAGGAGCGGGUGAAGCGGCGAGGUGGCGUCUACAAGGAAAUCGAUCCGGAGUGCCUGAAGUGGAGCCCUUUCCAACCGCCCAAGACGCCCUCUGCUACGAGCUGAAGUCCUCCGCGCGCCGAAGCCCCGCUCUAGGCCGUCACGGCAUUGUGCCUCCUCUGUACUUUUGGCUCGCACGCGCGACUCGCGAGCCUGCUUUGCCGCUCGCUUCCACGCUGGACUUUUCCCUUAGACGCGCUGCCUUGAUCGGCCGACUUUUCGCCGACUUCAGUUUUGGCGCGGCCGAAAGGAAACGAUAUUGUCGGGAGUAGAGACGACCGAGCAGAGCGCUCUGUGCAUUUGCCGAGUACUCAAAGGCAAAGUCGAUCGAGCCACGAUGUAAAAUCAACGUAAUUUAAAGAAGGACAAUGAUUUUUAAUUGACCUUCUAAGGAGCUUACGACAGUUCGGGGUGAAAUUUUCAGUUUCUUUUUUUUUUUUUUUUUUUUUUCUCUCGAGGUGCAAUUCUCACGUGAACAAUAUUAUUGAUUCUAGUCAAAAUAUCAACAAGACAAUUCACCCCAAGCAUAUUCAUUUUAUUUCAUACCAAUAAUAAUUGUCAUACACUCGAAGACUUGAAGCAUUAUUCUAUGCGUCUACAAUUUACUAACAAUCAGCAUUUGAUUUAUUUUCUCUUCCUUUCGUUUCCUAAAAUUUCACUCCAAAUGUGUCAAACUGCAUCGUUCCAUAUUCCACAAAUGUGUAAUGUAUAGGUCGAAUGCAGCCCGAAGAAGAUAUUAUGAAUAUUUUUGUAUUGCUUGGGAUUAUCGUAAUACUUUUUACUUGGAUCCUGUCGAUGAAAAAGUAAAAUUUAUUACUGAUCUCUAGAGCAACGGAAAAUUGAUUAUAUUCCUUUGAUAUUGAUUUGUCAAAUGAAUUGUUAUUUUAUCGCAGCAUGGCUAAAGUCGAAACUAAACUAACAAUUGCUCUAUGGAAAUAUGUUAAUUUCUUGGCAUCUAAAUGUUUUAGAAUGCGAAUGGGAGCAUUUUAAAAGUAAUAUGCCCGCCCAGUAAUAAUUUUCGAAAGAUUGGCUAUUCUAAAGAAAUAAUUAAAAUAAUACGCCGGAAUAGAUGAAGUGUUAUUCUAAAACAUUUACGAUGGUGAUUGUCUGGUUAGAUUUGUUCUAUAGCCAAAAUUUUAUAUAACUUUCUACAUUUUAUAAAUGUAUUAUGUAGAUCCGAGAGAUAUUGAAAUUGCUUAUCACUGACUGUGUUAUAAUCAUGGUAUUGUAAUUUUUCGUUUCUAAUUUCCGCUGUCGUUACCUCGACAUGGAAAUUAUUGUACAAUGCAUUGUACAUUAUUAAUAUAAUUAGAGUUAUUGUAAAUGUGGGAUGUUAUUUAUCGACUGAAAAAACAUGUUCAAUGUGUGAUUUUUUACAGAUUUUUUUGAGGUUGUCAAAUCCUUGAUAUUGAAAGAAUUAGGAAGUGUGACGGUUGUCAAGUACAAAUCAUUAAUAAUUUUCACGUGUAUAGAUUUUUAGCUGGUAAAGUAUUUAUAUAUAGUUUCCUAUGACUGUAGCUAUCUAUAGCAAUAUGCAGCUGUAUUUACAGUGGAAACAUUAUGAAAAAAAAUUUUAUUUUUAAGUUUUAUUCAUUGUUUCAUUUUCAUGUUUUUACAUUGCAUCGUGCGAUUCAAUUAUCUGUAAGUCUUUAUAUUUUAAUGUAACAUCGACAUUUUAAAUCAAGUGUCAUGACACGUUAGUUUUCCGUAUUCAUUUCCAUGAUUUCAUCAUCAAACGUUUAAUGUAAAAUAUACUUGUAAAAUACUAGGAAAUUUAAAGGUAAUAAAAGCC
Phymastichus coffea is the source of this 4494-nucleotide messenger RNA. It is a transcript of the gene chm, whose product is annotated as histone acetyltransferase KAT7. Gene Ontology annotation, biological process: regulation of DNA-templated transcription. Bases 138 to 2768 code for a protein of 876 amino acids. The record is from RefSeq and is a predicted model, not a curated record. Gene Ontology annotation, cellular component: nucleus. Lineage: Eukaryota; Metazoa; Arthropoda; Insecta; Hymenoptera; Eulophidae. Gene Ontology annotation, molecular function: histone acetyltransferase activity; zinc ion binding. The transcript is spliced from 13 exons.